AUGAACAUAUCUGGAAGAGAAAGAAAACUAAUAAACAAUUCCAACAUCUACAACGCAUGUAAUGGAGACUAUCACGUGAAAAGGAAUAUUAAUAGAAAAUAUAUAGUGGAGAACAGAGACUCUAUAAAUCAUAAAUUGGUAAAAACUCCUCAAGGUAUAAAACUUAUCAUUGAUAAAUCAUCAUCUGAUUUGGAUCAAGUAUUUCAAAAGUAUGGAAGAUCAAUACCACCAGAUGAAAUAUUGGAAAUGAUGAAACCGGGGAAUUUAAAAAUACCGAUAGUUGAAGAUCCUUUGUUACCAAAUUCAGAUUUAUUAAAUUCCAUACAUUAUUACUUGUCUAAAAAAUACAGUCAUGAGGAAUUAACACUGGCAAACAAAAGAUUGAAAAGAUCAAAAACGAAAUCUGCUGAUGGAGGUAGAAAAGCACUUAGAUAUGAUAAGUAUUUGGAAUCAAUGGAUGAACUGAGUUUAAUAUUCAUGGGAAUGUUAAUAGAAUCCUGGUGUGAUGAACUAAUUACUGAUGAAGUUUGUAAGAUGUAUUUGGAGAGAGACCCAGCUUUGAGUGAUGAUGACAAAGAUGAAAAAUUACAAGAGCAUGGAACUGAUAGCGAAUGUGAAGUCGAAGAUGAUUAUACUAAUGAGAUAGAGGAUGACAAAAUCUCGUCUUGA
Molecule: messenger RNA, 669 nt
Organism: Lodderomyces pseudojiufengensis
Lineage: Eukaryota; Fungi; Ascomycota; Pichiomycetes; Serinales; Debaryomycetaceae
Exons: 1
Coding region: 1-669 (222 amino acids)
Biological process (GO): nucleolar large rRNA transcription by RNA polymerase I
Cellular component (GO): RNA polymerase I upstream activating factor complex
Molecular function (GO): RNA polymerase I cis-regulatory region sequence-specific DNA binding
Source: RefSeq, a predicted model, not a curated record